CAAACUUCCUCCGUCUCGGCCGCUCACCGCUCCGCCGCAGUCCACCGCAGACCUACCCUCCACUGACACCAAUCAAACUCAAUUUCCUCUUCUCUAUCUUACGACGCGCCGUUUCUGCUCCUCCGUUUGAUCAAGUAAUGGCAACGCCAGCUUGGUUACCGCAGGAUGUGCAUCCACCUGUAUCUCAAUCCCCAGUUUCAGACUCACCUGCAGGGGGUCCUUCAACGCCAACUUCUGCUCCACUUGUGUCAAGUGCAGGCACACCAAUCUCUUACAGUGUGCCUCCAAACACAAUUGACACUUUUGGAACCUCUCAGCAGCCAUCACCUACUGCGACUAAGUUCAAUCAGUCAGCAUCUCCGAUGGUUCUUCAACCCCCAGUUCCUGGUCUGUCAUCUCUUACCAGUCCCUCUUUUUCAUACAACAUUCCAAACUCUAAUCAUCCCUUCCCCAAUAAUCAGUGGUUUCAAUCUGGCAUGCAGAAUGUCUCACCUGCUACUGCACAAGAAACCGGGAAUGCCUUGUCAUUUAACACACGUCAUGGAAUGCCUGGUCCCCCUGGAACAGCCCACUCAGUUCAAUUGUCCUUUAAUCCGACUGCUCAAUCUGCACCCGUUGAUUCUUCUUUUGUAGCACUUAGACCUAGUUUGCAAACACAUCCUAUUGCAUCAUCUUCUGUUCAGCCACAUGCAGGCGCUCCCUACCCAUCUUUACCUGGUAUGGUUGCUAACCCCCAUGGAGUCUGGGUGCAGUCCCCGCAGAUGGAAGGCAUAACUAGGUUACCAUUUCAGCCAUAUCCUGCUGCUUUUCCUGAUCCCUUUCCUUUGCCUACACGUGUUAUGCCUCCCCCUUCUGUUUCUAUAUCCGAUUCUCAGCCUCCUGGUGUCACUCCCAUCGGACAUACGGUUGCAAUAUCUUUGUCUUCCACUUCUGGUCAUCAACUGGCACCCUCUUCAUGGAUGCAGACAGGAUUACCUCAUUCUGGAAUCGAUGAUAGAAAACAUGCUCAUGAGGCAGGUAACCAAUAUAUAGCUGCUUUCAAUCAACAGUUGGAUGCUUGGACUGCACACAAGACAGAGACAGGAGUUGUAUACUAUUAUAAUGCUGUGACCGGUGAAUCAACUUAUGACAAGCCUCCUGGAUUUAAGGAGGAGCCUGAUAAGGUCUCUAUGCAGCCAGUUCCUGUUUCAACGGUUAAUUUAUCCGGAACUGAUUGGGUGUUGGUUACAACGAGUGAUGGGAAAAAGUUUUACCAUAAUAGCAAAACCAAGGUUAGCAGCUGGCAGAUCCCAAAUGAAGUGAUAGACAUGAGAAAGAAGCAGGAUGAUGACACUCCAAAAGAAGAUCCAGUGUCAGCGCCAAAGGAUAGUCAAAUGGUUGAAAAAGAAUCUGCUCCAAUUAGUUUGAGUGCUCCAGCUAUUAGCACAGGUGGUCGUGAAGCCAUGGCUUACAAGGCCUCAACUGUGCAAGGUUCAACAUCUGCGCUCGACCUGAUAAAAAAGAAGUUGCAGGAUUCUGGAGCUCCUGUUACUUCAUCACCAGCUUCAGGACCUUCAGAAUUAAAUGGCUCGAAAGGAGUUGAGAUUACACCUAAGGUCCAGCAGAGCGAGAAUAGCAAAGAUAGGGUAAAUGACACUAAUGGAGAUGGUAACAUCUCUGACUCAUCAUCAGAUUCAGAGGAUGCAGAUAGUGGGCCAACAAAAGAGGAGGGUAUCACUCAAUUCAAGGAGAUGCUCAAAGAGCGGGGAAUUGCACCAUUUUCAAAAUGGGAGAAGGAACUGCCAAAGAUAGUGUUUGAUCCACGAUUUAAGGUAAUUCCAAGUUAUUCAAGGAGAGCCUUGUUUGAACACUAUGUUAAGACACGUGCAGAGGAGGAACGAAAGGAGAAACGAGCAGCUCAGAAGGCUUCAAUAGAGGCAUUUAAGCACUUACUGGCUGAAGCAGUGGAGGAUAUUAAUGAUGCCACAGAUUACCACAGUUUCAGAAAGAAAUGGGGCAAUGAUCCACGCUUUGAGAAUUUGGACCGCAAGGAUCGAGAGCAUUUAUUGAAUGAAAGAGUCCUGCCAUUGAAGAAAGCUGCAGAAGAAAAGGCUGAAGCAGAGCGUGCUGCAGCAGCAACUAGUUUUAAGUGCAUGCUUCAAGAAAAAGGGGAUAUUACUGUAAAUUCCCGUUGGUCCAGGGUGAAAGAUAGUCUGCGGAAUGAUCCAAGGUACAAAGCUGUUAAGCACGAGGAUAGGGAAGUUUUAUUCAACAAGUACAUAUCCGAUCUCAAAGCUGUGGAAGAGGAAGCAGAACGAGAGGCAAAAGCUAAAAGGGACGAGCAGGAUAAAUUAAGGGAAAGAGAGCGAGAACUACGCAAGCGGAAGGAAAGAGAAGAACAAGAAACAGAGAGGGUGCGAUUGAAAGUUCGUAGGAAGGAGGCAGUGUCUUCUUUUCAAGCUUUACUUGUCGAAUCAAUCAAAGAUCCUCAGGCAUCUUGGACAGAAUCUAAGCCUAAGUUGGAGAAGGACUCACAACAGCGUGCAGCCAACUCUGAUCUGAAUUCAUCCGACAUGGAAAAGCUCUUUCGGGAACACGUAAAGAUGCUACAUGAGCGAUGUGCACACGAGUUUAGGACUUUGCUGGCUGAAGUGUUGACUAUAGAAGCAGCCUCCCAAGAGACAGAGGAAGGAAAAACAGUUCUGAAUUCAUGGUCAACAGCUAAACGUUUACUAAAGCCUGAUCCCAGAUAUAACAAGAUGCCACGGAAAGAGAGGGAAGUCGUGUGGCACCGAUAUGCCGAGGAGAUGCUGCGAAAGCAAAAGUCAUCACAUGAUCCUAGGGAAGACAGGAAAUCAGAUGCUAAAAGCAGAAGCUCCGCCGAUGCUUGGAGAUCCACCUUCGGAUCAAGGGUUGCCCACGACCGUAGGUGACCAUUUGCUGAUCACUAACUUAGUAGGAUUCCUUUCGUUACUUGAGGGGCACAAUUUACAGUUGCAGUGCUGUAUCUAUACUAUUACAUAACUUUUAGGAGUGAGUUAGCUGAUUUUACUAGCUGACUUUUAUCAUUUGGUUACAGCUUGAAACUAUGAUUUACUGCACCUUUUAACUUGAUCCAAUGCUAUUAGAUAAAUUUCUAUC
This is a messenger RNA of Argentina anserina (silverweed cinquefoil), 3120 nucleotides long. Its product is annotated as pre-mRNA-processing protein 40C. Gene Ontology annotation, cellular component: nucleus. Bases 138 to 2912 code for a protein of 924 amino acids. Lineage: Eukaryota; Viridiplantae; Streptophyta; Magnoliopsida; Rosales; Rosaceae. Gene Ontology annotation, molecular function: RNA polymerase binding; transcription coregulator activity. The transcript is spliced from 16 exons. The record is from RefSeq and is a predicted model, not a curated record.